This is a messenger RNA of Pelobates fuscus (common spadefoot toad), 2400 nucleotides long. It is a transcript of the gene PDYN, whose product is annotated as prodynorphin. Gene Ontology annotation, molecular function: opioid receptor binding. Gene Ontology annotation, cellular component: dendrite; neuronal cell body; plasma membrane. Gene Ontology annotation, biological process: chemical synaptic transmission; neuropeptide signaling pathway; sensory perception. The record is from RefSeq and is a predicted model, not a curated record. Lineage: Eukaryota; Metazoa; Chordata; Amphibia; Anura; Pelobatidae. The transcript is spliced from 3 exons. The coding region runs from base 627 to 1472 and encodes 281 amino acids.
GUCGCUUAAACAUUUUUGUAUUGUGCACUAAUCAGGUUCUAGUUAGUAAAAGACUCAAUACUGGAUGGUGUUCAGUGUUCAUAGUUAGUGAGAUUCCCCCUGAUGAGGACAAAUUUCCCUGAAGAAGGGGCAGGAGACAGAGCACCUCCCUAUGGACCUCCCUUCACAUAAGUAGUAGUGUGAAGUCUGAAAUUCUCAUACCAGAGGCAGGAGAACCUGGAGAGAACCUGGAGGCAUCUGAGAGUCUGAGAGGAGCUACCAUAACUUUACAACUCCCUUAACGCACACAGCGGUACGGGGUCCCAUCCCUUACCCAAGGCAAAUCCCAAAACUCUAUUGAAACCCCAAAUCCAAGAACGAAAGGUCUUCAAAGCCACCAACACAACCCAAAACUUGCAGCCCAUAGCCCCCAUAAAUUCAGCAGGCAAUCAAAAGCAUAUAUGACCUAAGCUACCCUCAAUUAUUGCCCUAAACUUUAUUCUAAGGAGGUUUCAGUUCCCCCAAAUUCAUCUUCGAUUAAGGUACCACAAAACCUACUUCAAGAAGACACAGUCUACAAAAUCUCCAGCGUCUCGGAUCAAGAGCCACAAGGACCCGAGGAUUGCCCUCCAUUCUUGCCCCAGAGGAUGGGUGCAUUGGUACUGCUGGUGUUGCUGACACUCUCUGCUCUGCGUAUCACCUCUGCCGACUGUGUGUCCUGGUGCUUCUCCUGUGACCUUGACUUCAGGGGUCAAAACACAAAAUUUGACCCAUUGAUUUGCUCCUUGCAGUGUGAGGGAACUUUGCUUUCCAACGCAGAAUGGGAUAGAUGUGGGACCAUUUUAGCUCUUCGAGGAAGUCUUGUUGGAGAAGCCAAACGAGAGCAGGAGCUUGUACCCAUCACCGAAAACCAGCAUGAAAUUCUGGCAAAACGAUACGGAGGGUUCUUGAAGAAACCAGACAAAAGCAAAAUCUUCUUUAGCUCUCCACAAAGGGAAAAUGGAAACUUAAAGGGUGAGGUCAACAACAAAUAUAGUGGCCUCUACCGUAAAUUUGGAGAACGAGAUCUUGUGGAACAACGUGAUGACCCAGAGCAAGAGACUGAAUCCCAAAGCAAAGAAGAGUCCAACGAGCAAAGUCAGGCAUGGGAAACGAGGGGGGAGAAACGUUAUGGGGGCUUCCUACGCAAAUACCCAAAGAGGAGUAAAGAAAAUGUUCAGGGUGUGGAAAUUGAGAGGGAUUUGGGUGCAGAGAAGAGGAUGGUGCUUGAGGAAGGGCCAGAGCAGGAGCUAGAGUCGGAAAAGGAAGGUGAGACAGAACAUGAAAUCACAGACCCUCAGAAACGUUAUGGGGGUUUCAUGCGUAGGAUUCGCCCAAAACUAAAGUGGGACAAUCAAAAGCGAUACGGAGGAUUCCUCCGACGCCAAUUUAAGGUCAGUGUUAGGUCAGGAGAGGAACCCAGCAUCUUUUCAGGGGAAGUGUCUGACCUAUAAAAGAGGAUAGUCCCAGCAGGGAGUGAGGGGAAGAGGGCAGUGGCUGUUUAAUUCUAAAACCGCUACACAUACCAUCAGACCAUGGUGGGCAUUCCAAUCCAAACAUUUCAAUACCAGUUUAGCACGAGGGUUGAGAUCCAACUAUCAGAUCUCUGACUCUGGCUGGAGAGCAAUCCAAUAACAUCACCGAUGUAUAUAGUUCCAGAACUGAUAAGCAAACUCCCAAUAUGUCAGAAUUAGACAAGUAUUAGGUAUCUAACACAUAUUUUUAAGUCACCCUCUCAAGAAAAACUAGGGGACCCACCUAUGUCAUGCUUCCGUUUGAAGGAUGGACGAUGGACUCAAAACCAAGAACUGGUUUCCCUAAAAUUCCACAGCUCACUUGUUUUUAAUUCCUCUCCCCCUUGCUCCCACUAGCACCCCCCUCUCCAUCACAUAGGAUUGCCAGGUCAUCAUGCUCUCCUGGACAUCUCUCAUUAAUUCAUGAUGUUGGGUAGUACUUCAAAACUGCUCGAAUAGAGUGGGGAGAAUUCAUAUCCUGCAGGGGAAAUCAGUUAAUAAGAAUGGAUCCCAAAGGAGAUGCUUUAAUAAUAAUCUGAUUUCUCCCUGCAGCACAUGAAUGCUUUGUACUGCAGGUUGCUACUUAUUAAUAUGAAUACGUGGUAUAUGUCCAGGUAACCCAGUCCUCAUCCCAUUCUCCUCUGACAGACAGAGUCGUACAGCUGCCAUUGUGUAACUGCUAUAUAAUAACAAGACAUUCAUACUAUUAUUUGAAAUGACGCAAAGAACCUUCAUUAUUUUGUAUGGGUCAGAAUGAACAAAUAGCGAAUUUCUGUAAAAAAAAGAAAAACAACAACCAAAACAUACACUGAAAUCCAAUCACAUAUAUUCACACUACUAUCCCUGGAUCUAACUGCUUGCUGUUAAA